Messenger RNA from Trichosurus vulpecula (common brushtail), 1497 nucleotides. It is a transcript of the gene CHRNA3, whose product is annotated as cholinergic receptor nicotinic alpha 3 subunit. The coding region runs from base 1 to 1497 and encodes 498 amino acids. The transcript has 6 exons. The record is from RefSeq and is a predicted model, not a curated record. Gene Ontology annotation, biological process: chemical synaptic transmission; regulation of membrane potential; nervous system process. Gene Ontology annotation, molecular function: acetylcholine-gated monoatomic cation-selective channel activity; transmembrane signaling receptor activity. Gene Ontology annotation, cellular component: postsynaptic membrane; neuron projection; synapse. NCBI's taxonomy places the organism in Eukaryota, Metazoa, Chordata, Mammalia, Diprotodontia, Phalangeridae.
AUGGACACUGGCGGCGCUGGGCUGGGCUGCCUUCUGGCCGGCCUGGCCUUCCUGCUCACAGGGGCUGGUGGCUCUGAUGCGGAGCAUCGCCUGUUUGACCGGCUGUUUGAGGGCUAUAAUGAGAUCAUCCGGCCAGUGGCCAAUGUGUCUGACCCAGUCAUCAUCCAUUUUGAGGUGUCCAUGUCCCAGCUGGUAAAAGUGGAUGAAGUUAACCAAAUCAUGGAGACCAACCUCUGGCUGAAACACAUCUGGAAUGAUUACAAACUGAAGUGGAAUCCGGCUGACUACGAUGGGGCUGAGUUCAUGCGUGUGCCCUCUCAGAAAAUAUGGAAGCCUGACAUCGUGCUGUAUAAUAAUGCAGUUGGGGAUUUCCAGGUUGAUGACAAGAGCAAGGCGCUGUUGAAAUACACAGGAGAAGUCACCUGGAUGCCUCCCGCCAUCUUUAAGAGUUCAUGCAAAAUAGAUGUGACUUACUUCCCAUUUGACUACCAAAACUGCACCAUGAAGUUUGGCUCCUGGUCCUAUGAUAAAGCUAAAAUCGACUUGGUCCUGAUUGGCUCCUCUAUGAACCUCAAAGACUACUGGGAAAGUGGCGAGUGGGCCAUUAUCAACGCCCCUGGGUACAAACAUGACAUCAAGUACAACUGCUGUGAAGAGAUUUAUCCUGACAUCACUUACUCUCUCUACAUUAGGCGCCUGCCUUUGUUUUAUACCAUCAACAUGAUCAUUCCCUGCCUGCUGAUUUCUUUUCUGACAGUUCUGGUGUUCUAUCUGCCUUCUGACUGUGGGGAGAAAGUGACCCUCUGCACCUCGGUCCUCCUGUCCUUGACCGUGUUCCUCUUGGUGAUCACUGAAACCAUCCCUUCCACGUCUCUGGUCAUCCCCCUGAUCGGAGAGUACCUUCUGUUCACCAUGAUUUUUGUUACCCUCUCUAUUGUCAUCACUGUCUUUGUUCUCAAUGUGCACUACCGCACGCCCAAGACUCAUACGAUGCCCCAAUGGGUGAAGACCAUAUUCCUGAACUGGCUGCCCAAAAUCAUGUUCAUGGCCAGACCCGCGAGCAGCGAGGAGGCUUGCCAGAAGUCCAGGCCGUUCUCCAGUGCCGAGCUCUCCAACCUCAACUGCUUCAGGGGCACAGAGGCAAAGUGCUGCAAGGGAGGCUCCACUUGCCAAGAUGGGACGUGUGGCGUCUGCCGCCACCAAAGGGUCAAGCUCUCCAACCUGAGCUCCAACCUCCCAAGGAGUUCCAGCUCAGAAUCUGUGGAUGCCAUGCUCUCCUUCUCGGUUCUGUCCCCAGAAAUGAAAGAUGCGAUUGAGAGCGUCAAAUACAUUGCUGAAAAUAUGAAGGCACAGAAUGAGGCCAAGGAGAUUCAAGAUGAUUGGAAAUACGUUGCCAUGGUCAUCGACCGCAUUUUCCUGUGGGUUUUCAUUUUGGUUUGUAUUUUAGGAACAGCAGGGCUGUUCUUGCAACCUCUGAUGACUGGAGAUGAAGUGUAG